This is a messenger RNA of Lentinula edodes (shiitake mushroom), 3529 nucleotides long. RefSeq lists its product as uncharacterized. The record is from RefSeq and is a predicted model, not a curated record. Gene Ontology annotation, molecular function: SUMO-specific endopeptidase activity. The transcript has 15 exons. Gene Ontology annotation, cellular component: cytoplasm; nucleus. Gene Ontology annotation, biological process: protein desumoylation. The coding region runs from base 48 to 3287 and encodes 1079 amino acids. NCBI's taxonomy places the organism in Eukaryota, Fungi, Basidiomycota, Agaricomycetes, Agaricales, Omphalotaceae.
UGUACCUUCUCGUCAGUCACUCAUGUCGUUUGCUGCAAGGUGCUGUAAUGGCUGCUAAAGGCGUAUCUGCAUCGGACAGGCAAACUAUCAGUUCUCUUUCACAUUUACCGGCAAGCGGUACUUCACUUGUACUCAAGAAACCCCCAAGAACUCUUAGAGACGCGUCAAUAUCCUCAAAUACCAGAACUAAAUGGGAUAAACCUCCUACUUUAAUCCCAGUUCCUUCCAAUAGCAUGCAAAACCCGUACAAUUCUGCCAGGUUUCACACCAACUUGGAUUCUUCAAGAUCUCAAUCUUACGGGAGCAGACAAAAGCAGCAGACCCUUACAGGUCGUUCUUUAAAGCGUCGGAAGACUGCUCAUGCUCCAUUGGUUGCCAAGGAUCCUCAACAAGACAUAACUCUCAUCCCGAACGAGGAUGAUGCUCAUGAAGCAGAAUCAUUUUUCAAUCCUGCGCCUCUCAAACCGAAAAACUUACGAAACACACCCAAGGAGACACCAGUCACAUUGAUCAGCAGUGAGGAAGAGGAUGAGGGCCCAUCGGCUCAUUUAAACGGUUCUGUAUCGGGCCCUCCGGAUGGUAAACACUCCGCUUGGCUGCAGAAAAAAGUUUCUCGAAAAUUGUCUUCCCCAGGCCACUCUACGAGGUCUAGCGAAGUUGAGGACAUCUCAGAAUUUUCAGACUCGGAGGUGAAGCCCGGGCAACCUGGGAAAAUUGGAUAUGUCAAGGAGCAAGCUAGGAAGCUGGAUCGCAAUGAACAGGCCAAUCUGAAUCGAAAGAUGGCGGUGGCGAGAGUGGCUACAGUUCCCCAUCUUGAUCUAAAGCAGCUCCCCAAUGUGAAGAAUGGCAUGAAGCCAAGAACUACAGUGAAACAAUCAAAGCCAAUUGUCAUAGAUCCAAUUGCUACUUCCUCUACACCGUAUACAAACAACUCGAAGACAAGCAAUAAAUUCAACUAUAUACCUCUGAAGGAGAUAUAUUUUGGCCACAAGCAUCUUGGGGAGGGCUAUCGCAUAGUCUUCAAUCCUAUGCAGGAGCGAAAUUUUUAUAUCCAAGGUCCGGGGACUUACUCAGAGUCUGUUACUUUCGCUCAGUUUCUUCACCGUCAGUUUGGAGAUCCAAAGUGUCCAGAACCGUGUAUCAAGUUCACAUCCAGACUCUUGCACCCUUUACAACGACACACGGGUAUCGGCCAAAGAUGGGGAGGGGAUUUCAAACCAGGCGAACGAGGGAAUGGUGAAGUGAGUCUCAAGAUUGACAUAGAGGACCCCAUUUGGUCACCUCAGAUAUUCGAUGCGUUCCGAACUUUUUGCAAGCGCGUGGUUCCCUACGAGUGCACAGAUGUAGUUGGGCUGGGCGCCAAUCGUGCGCUAUGGUCUUUCGCUCAACAAGCCGCUGGUAGUUGUGAGAAUGAUACGAGUAUGGAAUACGCGGAAGUAGAGAGUGACCCCCUCAACAAUAACAUUCGCGAAGAGGAGAUUCCCGAAUAUGAUCACUUGCCUAUGUCUAACGAACGAAAUGGAAUAGUUGAUAAACCUACCCCCCGAGAACCUCGGAAGUCGUAUACGACCCGACAAUCAUCCAACACGUCCGAAACCCGUAAUACUACUGUUGUUGUUCGUCGCUCAACACGACAGCAACAGAAUCAAGGAAAACAAGGGAAGAAGCAGCCUUCUGAAGAUCCAGACGAGAUAAUCCUGAGCUAUCCUCCUGGGGUAACAACUGGAGCAGUGAAGAUCACGAAUGGGGACUAUAACCGACUACUUCCAGAUGAAUAUCUAAACGAUACGCUCAUUGAAUUUGGGCUUAAGUUAUGGCAUCACGAACUCGCGACGGAAGACCCCCAGCUAGCAAAUCAGAUCCAUGUUUUUAAUUCCUUUUUUUACAAGAAGCUGAACAAGAAGAGUAUUGAGGAAGGGUAUCAGAGUGUCAGACGUUGGACAUCCAGAUUUGAUAUCUUCAGCAAGAAAUUUGUUAUUGUCCCGAUCAAUGAAAAUAUGCAUUGGUAUCUUGCUAUCAUCCACCUACCAGAAUUGGUUCUUCUGCCCCCUCCUGAGCGUGAACUGCCCAACACCCGACAUCAUACUCGUUCCUCCAAUGUUUAUGAAGAUUUGAUUUCCAGCGUCGAUGCACCCGAUAAUGCAUUAUCUCCUGCUGCCGCAGCUGCGUCGAGUAACGAGGCUGAAUUUGGUUCAACACUUUCUGGGCGCAGAUCUCUGAUCUCGACCACACCGAGUGGCUCAGCUUCACGGGCAGCAUCUCCAUCUGAGGCGAGUGCAAUGUUGGAGGAAACCAAGCCUUCUAGCGAGGCUGAUGCUGAAGAGACUUUUCGUGGAUUGACAACCAUGGAUAUCUCUGUCGAUAUACAAAUCCCAAGUACGCAUGAAAAAUCUCCCUCUCCCUGUACACCCCUUGUCGAUGAGCCAAUGGAUGUCGAUGGGAGCGCAGACGAAAGAACGGUCAUUUCGCCUUCCUUCACCUCGCUAGUGACAUCCUCUCGAGAUCCAAGGGAUCGUUCACUGUCUAUGGGUGUGGAGCAAGACCAGCAUCAUGGCAAUCAAGGCAAACACAUAUCGCCAAGCCGUUCGAAAACCUCUACGGUUACACCGGCCAGUUUCUACGCUGUCCCUGCGCGAUCUAACAAGGGAAAAGAAAAAGCCAUCAAUCUAUCCGACGAGGUUUCUAAUAGUGAUGUCAAUCCCGUCCAUUCAAGUUCUCGUGAAACUUCAGGCCAACCUAUAACCAUGAUUUUUACCCUUGAUUCAUUGGGUAACAAGCACCCAAAAGUCAUCAAUACUUUGAGCAAGUAUCUCCAAUUAGAAGCCAUAGACAAAAAGCAUCUUCAUAAUACAAGCAAGGCUUUGGGUAGAAAUCUUCCAGUGCCCACUCAACCCAAUUUCUGCGAUUGUGGUGUCUACCUCAUACACUUCGCUCAGGUGUUCGUUAAAAAGGCAGAUUACUUGUCCAGAAUUUCCCAGAAAAAAGGUACACGGUCGCAAGUCGACCGUCAGGUUGACUGGGAGGGUCAUCGUCUCGACGACUUCCGUGAUGAGCUUCGGAUGAAAGUUGGUGAGCUGUCGAGGUCCUGGAAGACGCGGAACUCUCCUCAACAGCAGGAACAAGAGGAGAACGCGCCUAAUGAUGAGGCUCGACGAACAGAACCUGUGGUACAUGGUUUGUCUGACAGUGAUAGUGACAUCGACAUUGUUGAGACUAGUACGCUUACUAUUCCUCAUGACCGAAAGGCCAAAACGAGAAUCAAAUCGGACCGCAUGAGGGCUGGUUAAUAUUCUACAUGAAGGUUUCUGCUUUGUUUCUGCAUUUCAUCGGUACCCCUUGGCUCGAACAUAUCCAUACUGAUGCAUAUAAUUAUUUUUGUAUCCCUAGUAGUGCUUUUCCUUAUUGUAUGCAUGUAAUGAACAGAAAACAGUGUCAUUAUUCUUGAGUUGCCCAAUACAUAACAUGCCCGAAUGUGAGCCUCCUUCGUCCGGCUCGGAGGGGGCCUUUAUUCGCAUUGGUCGGGCAUUAG